Messenger RNA from Fimicolochytrium jonesii, 1590 nucleotides. RefSeq lists its product as uncharacterized. The transcript has 6 exons. The record is from RefSeq and is a predicted model, not a curated record. The coding region runs from base 106 to 1590 and encodes 494 amino acids. Lineage: Eukaryota; Fungi; Chytridiomycota; Chytridiomycetes; Spizellomycetales; Powellomycetaceae.
CUGUGCAGACACCAUUGCAACCAUCCCCGCAAUUCGAGUUCCCACCUUCUGUCCAUCGCCAGUUGCCCCAAGCAAUUCCAGACAUGGUUAGCGAGAGUUCCGGAGAUGAAGACGGGCAACAGCAGCAGCAGCGAGGGCUUUCACCCGUGGACAGGGUUGAACCUCCCUGCUCCCAUCCCUUUCCUUUUUCCCAGCGCACCGGGUGGACCCCUGGUGUAUGAGCCCCCGCCACCACCACCCCCGCCACCACCACCAGCUCAACGACCCCGCCCGCAGACACACGCCAGCACGAAGGUUUCCCUUCACCGAAUCCAAAAUCACAAUCAAGUCCAAAGGGAGCGCCUGACAACAUUCAUCGCCGAUGUUCACGUCCUUGCGCGCCACACCACCUUCUUUAUCAAGUACUACCUUGCUGACCAUCCUCUACACGAUUUCCCGGACAUCACCGACAAGCACAUCAGUGUGAUGUUUGAGCUGCUCAACAAUCCAGGCUACAAUGGCAAUCCGCUCAUCGGGCAAGAGUUGCGUCCAUGGGUUCAAGACUACUGUAAUGUUCACGGAUUUGCCCCCAUCCGCAUGCGAAAUUGCCAACGGACCGCAGCAUACACGGCUACGAGCAUCCUCACAAACCUCAAAGUUAACGUACAAGAGCAUUUCAUGCAAAUGUUUCUGCGCUAUGUCAAUGAAAGGCUUGGUUUGAAGCAAGUCGUACUGCAUCUCCGUGCCGGAGUCAACCGAGCGCAGCGGCGACGCUAUUAUCAGCGUGUCCGUCAGUUUACAAAGUAUGCAACAUUUGUAGAGUUUCCAACCGAAGAGGAGUUUGCCUGCCUCACACAACUUGAGCGGACUGUCCUCGACGAGUUAUGGGCUCUGUUUCCUCCCCAGGAUGAACCGCUUGCAUACAGCCUUGCGGUGGACGCAAUGCCAUAUUUAGGUGAGUUAGUGCCUAUUUCAUCCGUUCGGAUCGACACAAAGAUCCUAUCCACUCAUAUCCUGGCCUUGGGCCACCAUCGCAUGGGGAAACUCACCGAUCAACGCAAGCGGGAGCUGUGGGGGCAGUUUCUCAAUGUGAAUGACAAGGUCUUCAAGGAUCGAAAGAAGCUUGGUCUCAAAUUUGAUGGGUCAAUCAGCAUAAACGGGUAUUCCGCUACCAUCCACUUCAAGAAGCCAGGGCUUCAGUAUGGCCAUCGCGCCCGGAAGCGCAGCAAGGCCCAAAUGCAGGAAGAAGUCAAACAGCUGUAUUUUGAGCACCACAUCGCCGAACUAAGGGAGGCUCCAAACAUCGUCAGCAUUGAUCCGGGCAAGCGUGACCUCUUGUUCUGUCGAGACAUCAAGAAGGAGCGGCCAUUUAGCGGGGACAGCGGGGACAGCGGGGACAGCGGCGGCGACAGCCGGGACAGCGGCGGCGACAGCGGGGAUAGCGGCGGCGACAGCGGGGAUAGCGGCGGCGACAGCGGCGAUAGCGGCAGCGACAGCGGGGAUAGCGGCGGCGACAGCGGGGAUAGCGGCGGCGACAGCGGGGAUAGCGGCGGCGACAGUGGGGAUAGCGGCAUGGUUAUCUGCCAUCCACAUCAUUGUACCUCUGCCUGA